UAUAACAUUACAAUGUUCAAUUGCAUUAUUACGUAUUAUGUAACAUUCUUAACUUAAAAGAAUCAAUAUAUAGAUGAAAAGUGAGAUUAAAAGUUUGAUCAAAAAUACAGUAUACAUUUAAACAAAUUAUUAUAGUGAAGACUGUGAUUUAUCUAGUUAAUAAUCUAAUAUCUUAGUAUACAACGAGAUAACGUUAGGCUCAAUUAUUUCCAAUUGCUCCAUACCAAACAUGGCGCAAAUGAUAAUAUCUAAAAUUGCUCUCUCAGCAAUUCGAAAUAGUAAUCGUGUAAUAGUGCGAAUACCUGUGCCUGUAAAAUAUCAACGAUCAUGUUUCCAUACAAGUUGGAUUCUCGAUGUAAAAGGGAAAGAGGUCUUAAUGCCUUCCUUGUCGCCUACCAUGGAAAGUGGUACUAUUGUCAAAUGGUUAAAGAAGGAAGGUGAGAAAAUUGAGGCUGGCGAUGCACUUGCUGAUAUUCAAACCGAUAAAGCUGUUAUGACAAUGGAAGUUGAUGAUGAGAGUAUUCUUGCAAAAAUAAUUAUACCAGAAGGAACAAAGGAUAUUAAAGUAGGAACACUGAUUGCCCUUACUGUUGAAGCAGAUGAAGAUUGGAAAUCUGUAGAAAUGCCAGACACUGCUUCGAGUGCAUCUGCAAGUACUCCACCAACACCUUCUGCACCAGCUGCUGCUCCUGCUGCAAGCACUGUAGCUGAACCACCUCCUGGCCAAAAUAAUGUCAGUAUGCCUGCUUUGUCACCUACAAUGACUUCAGGUACAAUAGUAAAAUGGCUUAAAAAAGAAGGAGAAGAAAUAGAACCAGGGGAUGCAGUAGCAGAGAUACAAACAGAUAAAGCUGUUAUGACAUUUGAAUUUGAAGAUGAAGCUGUCUUUGCAAAGAUUCUUGCUCCUGAAGGUAGUCAAGUUGAAGUGGGACAAUUGAUUGCUAUUACAGUUGAAAAGGGAAUGGAUUGGAAGAAUGUUGUUAUUCCAGCAACUACAAAACCAGCUGCUGCAGCUGCUCCAGUUGCAGCGGACACGCCGGCCGCACCAGGAGGAGAUGCAAAACCUGCACCAAGUGGACAAGUUUAUGGUUUAGCAGUAAAACGAUUGUUAGAAGAAUAUGGCUUAAGUUCUGGUUCCAUCAAAGGAACUGGACGACCCAAUAGAUUAUUAAAAAGCGAUGUAUUAGCCUAUAUUGCAGCAAAUAAUGUACAAAAAGUUGCUCCAGCAGCCGCUUCUCCUCCAAAAUCCGAAGGAGAUAAAAAGGAUCGUGCCAGUUCUUCGAAAAUUCAUGUGCCUGUUGGUCAACCUUCUACCUAUGAAGAUAUACCAGUUUCAAAUAUACGUGCGGUUAUUGCUAAGAGACUCGGAGAAUCGAAGAGUACUAUUCCGCAUUCUUAUGCUUACGUCGAUAUUAAACUAGAUAAACUGAAUGAAAUUCGUAGCGAAUUGAAAGCUGACAAUAUUAAAGUUUCGGUAAAUGACUUUGUUACGAAAGCAGUCGCACAUGCAUUAGUCGAAUGCCCAUCAGUAAAUACAUUGUAUCAAAAUGGUCAGAUUAUACGUAUGCCGCGAGUCGAUGUAUCUGUAGCAGUUGCUACAGAUACAGGUCUUAUUACUCCAAUUGUUUUUGAUGCCACGGCCAAGAGUUUGUUAGAUAUUGCAAAUAAUAUUAGAGAAUUAGCUGAAAAAGCUAGAACUGGUCGAUUAAAGCCAGAAGAAUUUCAAGGAGGGACAUUUACAAUUUCCAAUUUAGGAAUGUUCGGUAUCAAACAGUUUAGUGCUAUCAUAAAUCCUCCACAAACAGCAAUACUUGCAGUUGGUGGCGGCCGAGAGGAAAUGGAUGCUACGCUACAAAAAACAACAAAAAUGUCGGCAACAUUGUCUUACGACAGAAGAGCGAUUGACGAAGACCAAGCUGCAGACUUUUUAGCUGUUUUAAAGGCUAUGUUAGAUGAUCCUUCUUUCCUUGUUGCCGGAAGAUUACGUGCGCUUAGGUAUGGGCAGAAUUGACCUUUAAUUAAAUCUUAAUUCUGAAAUGUUUCUUGAAAAAAUGGCUUUAUUAUAGAAAUCAUAAUAUUCUUAAAUAUUAAUUUUAUUUAAUAUAGAUCUGAAGAAUUUAAUUAUUUUAGUAUUGAUGUAAAAUUUAAUUAAAUAAUUCUCGAAUUUAAUAUGAAAAGCCAUUUUUUCGAAUAAAUAGCUGAAACUAUUUGUAGCUUCAAGUGUUGACAUAUGCAAACUUUAAUUUAUAAAAUUAGAAUAAUUAUGGAAAAUAUUUUACAAUAUGUAGUUCUUACUGAAGUAAGCAAUACAUUUUCCUGUUUACAACUGCCAUAAAGAAAUACAAGAUAGUAAAUAAUUGAAUGGUAAUAUUUUUACUUUUAAUAUGUGUAUACAUUUUUAGGAGAAAUGCAGAAGGUCAUUAAGUUUAAAUUAAUAAAAAUAUGUAAAAUAUAUUAGCCACGCAAUGUAAUAUAUGUAUAUAUAGUACUAAAAUAUUCUAAAGUGUUGUCAUUUCUUCUAUAUUGCUUAAUGCCCUUUACAUUUCUGUGGCACUUGUUGAAAGUUUAUUUAUUUGGACAUAUUUAUGUACGUUGAAUACAUAUUAAAGGUAUUUAUAUCAGAAUAGUAAACAAAUGCAUAGCAAUUAUAAAUUAAAGAAAAUUAUAAAGUGUUCAACUAUCAAAUAAUAUUAAUGAAAAUGAAAAUGCGUAUGUUUUACUUUUGUGUAUCUAGAGAACUUAAAUUUAAUUAAAUGAGCUAUUUAGUAUAUUUAUUUCAAUAAAAUAGUUGCCACACUGUAGUAAUUUCUAUCAUACGACAUAUCAUUAUACUACACAAUUUUCAUGGUAUCAAAACAGUUUCAAAACAGAAUAAUCUAGUCUUAUUUUUACCAUAAUUAAAUAUAGAACGAAUAUAAUGUAAAUAUAUAAAUAAAUAUAUAGUUAAUUCUAUUUAUUAGUAUCACUUUGUAUGAUUAGAAACUUCAGUGUGGCUUAACAAAUUUUUGGGAAUAGUGAAAUGUACAA
Molecule: messenger RNA, 3027 nt
Organism: Nomia melanderi (Alkali bee)
Lineage: Eukaryota; Metazoa; Arthropoda; Insecta; Hymenoptera; Halictidae
Product: dihydrolipoyllysine-residue acetyltransferase component of pyruvate dehydrogenase complex, mitochondrial
Biological process (GO): pyruvate decarboxylation to acetyl-CoA
Cellular component (GO): mitochondrion; pyruvate dehydrogenase complex
Molecular function (GO): acyltransferase activity
Source: RefSeq, a predicted model, not a curated record